Molecule: messenger RNA, 3228 nt
Organism: Nymphalis io (European peacock)
Lineage: Eukaryota; Metazoa; Arthropoda; Insecta; Lepidoptera; Nymphalidae
Product: proton-coupled amino acid transporter-like protein CG1139
Exons: 8
Coding region: 150-1742 (530 amino acids)
Biological process (GO): amino acid transmembrane transport
Cellular component (GO): vacuolar membrane
Molecular function (GO): amino acid transmembrane transporter activity
Source: RefSeq, a predicted model, not a curated record
GGCGCGGUGACGUCACGAUCGCAAGCAUUAUAAGUGCGCGCGCGCAGUCCCGCGCUCAUUCGCUAGUUCGCGCGUCCGCCGCGCAUCGUAUUAUCAGCCGUGAACAGAGCACCCGCGAAUUUUGAAAAAGUGAUUUACUGUGCAUCAAAAUGCCGAAGAACAUUUUAGCCGAGAUGGGCUCCCAGGUGGGGCUAACUCCCGCCCGUCAAAAUAAAAAGGAAGCAGAAGAAUGGGCUCGACGGCAGAGCGGUCCGAUGGUCAAUCCUUCUUUCGAACCCGACGAUUUUCUCCCUCAAAGUUUAUCACCAGUAAAAGAUGAGAAGAAGAAACCGGGAGACAAGGGUAUAUUCCUUGUCAACAUGAAAGAAAAGAACCUUCAAGAAGUUGAAGAAUACGAACCUUAUGAUAACAGAGUCGUCGAGCAUCCCACUACGAACACAGAAACUCUCCUGCAUUUGCUAAAGGGAAGUUUAGGUACCGGUAUACUAGCGAUGCCACACGCAUUUGCAAAGUCAGGAUAUGUGGUCGGAACCAUUGGGACGCUUGUCAUCGGAGUACUCUGCACCUACUGCAUCCACGUGCUUAUCGACUCGUGCUACGUUCUUUGCAAGCGGCGGAAAGUGCCUUCCAUGUCGUACACAGCGGUCGCUGAAGCGGCUCUUUUAGAAGGCCCUGACUGGUGCAAAGCCUGCGCUCCUUAUGCUGCGCACGUAGUAAACGCGUUUUUGCUAAUCUAUCAGAUUGGUACAUGCUGUGUUUAUGUGGUUUUCGUGUCUGAAAACAUACAAUACGUUCUAACCAAGCACUUCGAGCUGAACGUCAGUGUAGUUGAAGUCAUGCUGUAUAUCCUGCUGCCUUUAGUACUGAUAAAUUGGGUCCGAGAUCUAAAAUACUUGGCACCGUUCUCGGCGAUAGCCAAUGCAGUAACUAUCGUCAGUUUCGGCAUUAUCCUAUACUACUUGUUCAGAGAAGCUCCUACUUUGGAAGGUAAAUUGCCUGCGGGGAAGAUCGCUGAUUUCCCACUCUUCUUUGGAACUGUGUUGUUUGCUUUGGAAGCUAUUGGUGUGAUUUUGCCACUGGAGAACGAAAUGAAGACGCCCAAAGACUUUGUUGGAAGUUGUGGAGUCCUGAACCGUGCCAUGAUAAGCAUCAUCAUUUUGUAUAUUGGUAUGGGCCUGUUUGGAUACCUGACGUACGGAAAUGCAGCGGCCGGCAGCAUCACUCUUAAUCUACCUUCUCAAACUGAGACGCUUGCAAGUGUUGUUCAAUGUCUCUUGGCGUUUGCUAUCUUUAUCACUCACGGUCUCGCCUGCUACGUCGCCAUUGACAUUUUAUGGAACGAGUAUAUCGGUGUUCGGCUCUUGAAUAGUUCUCAUCGGAUCCUUUGGGAGUACGUGUUAAGAACCCUCAUCGUGCUGGUCACUUUUGGAAUAGCUGCUGCCGUUCCAGAGCUUGACCUGUUCAUCUCGCUGUUUGGCGCUCUAUGCCUGUCCGCUCUCGGUUUGGCCUUCCCGGCAUUCAUACAAAGUUGUACUUACUGGUACUACGUUUCUGACUCUGAACGCAUCAGAAUGAUCAUAAAGAACGCUAUAGUAGUGCUCUUCGGCGCCCUCGGACUUGUCGUGGGUACCUGGACGUCCCUAGAAGGAAUUAUCGUGAAGUUCUCUGGCCAUGGUCAUAUCAUGAACGCCACUAACGCUUCUGAAGCCACCAUCUUCAAUGAAACAAGUUUGAUGCCUUGAACAAUGUUAGCUUUUAGUAUAUCAGUGCCAUUAUGUUAUAUAACCGUCCUUGGCAUGUAAGUACAAUAUCGAAGAAUAGGAGAAACGAACAUCGUACAAAAUCUGACACCAUAAGUAGUCUACAGUGUAUUAUUAAGUUAUCUCCAUAUUUUGUUACUAGUUUGUUAUAUUAUAUCUAUGUAAAAUGUGUAAUAUAAUAUGUAAAUAUAACCAACUAAAGAGUAUUAUAAAUAUAUGCUUAAAUAUAUAAUCUAUGCUACACAAAUUUGUAAUAGCAAUAUUCAAAUAUUAAUUUAUUAUAAUUAUUGAAAAAAAGUUUUGGUCAUAAAUCAUGUAUAGAAUUUAUUAUAAUAAGCAAUAAUUUAUUUUUAUUAAAUAUUAUUCCGUACUAUUAUUGAAUGAAACCUCUGGCAACACAAGUGCUUUAAAUGUAUAGAAUUAUUAUUUUUAUAGUUGACACAUUAUUAUAUUAUUAAGAGUAAUAGCGGCUAAGUAAUUUUGAGCCUCGAUUUUUUCAUUAUGAGACAGCUGAUUUCUGAAGUAAGCCGAAUCAGUUGCGAGGUAAAGAAUUUAAAAUAAUCCAGUUAAAGUAAAUCGUUAAGUCUAUAUAAGGAAAAAAGUUUUUAUUUCGGCGUUAAGUUAACAAUUUCAUCACAGUAUUGCUGUCGUGUUUAUGAAAAUAUAUAUCAAUUUAAUUACUAGGGUAGAAAUGACCUUUUUACGGACACUUAAUUUAAAAACUCGCUGGACUAAUAUUAUAAUCGUAAUUCGAAAAGUCAGAACCGGAAGACUUUUUUUAUAUUUGAUUGUAUUAUGUGUCAUCCAUUUCGAUAAUUAUUUCGAUUUAAAUUUGAUAUGGAACAGGAGAGUGAGACCUAACUGUAAUACUUUACCUCGCAGCAGAAUUUAUUGUAUGAUUAAAAUGUUUUAAAAAUGUAGUUUGUAAGUAGUUUUAAAGUGACAGUGAGAAUUUAUAAUUGAAAGAAUAUAACGGCAUUUCGAUAGAAUAAGACAUACAUUCAAGUUUUUCCUAUAUAUGCAGUCGAAGACAAAAAAAAUUGACCAAACGAUAUCGUACAUACAGGCAUUUUUACUGUUAUGACCUCGCAAAAUUUGUUACCAAAACGAUAUUUUGUUAUUUACAUUUAUGUUACGCAGGCCGGAUACGUAUAAAUUAUUUAUAAAGAUUUGCCAAAACGAAAGAUUCCUAUUUAUUUAUACAAAUUAAAAGUUUAUUUAAUUUCUACGUAUGUAAUAUUGUUAUUUUUUUUAUUAUCUGUAUCCAAUUUGCAACUACAACAUAAUGGUCCGGUCGUGAAUUUUAAUAAUUAAUCUGUGAUGUUAUGUAAUAGUAGAUACAGUAUUUAUUAGGAAACGUCUCGGUUAAUUAUGUUAAUUGUGAAUGAUGUGUUUUACACGUCGGUGAUAUUGUGCUCAGAGCUAUGUUUGGGGGUUAAUUCCCAUUACAAAUAAAUAUAUUAUAAAU